CGGCCCGUGCAAAGUGAAGUCGCUUAAAAAAAAAGAAAAAAAAAAAAGAAAAAAGAAAAAAAAGGAUCUUUGCAGAGUGACGGAGAGAAGGCGUGCUGAUGAUAUAGCAAAGCACAACCGCUCCUCGAAACUGGAUGUUUCAUACACCAAGUUUGAUUUCGCGCGAUGUAUAUCGCUGUAAGUUGUGGACGGCAGAGCUCGCGGUGUAGCGCUCGCGCCGUGGGAUAACAUAAAGGGAUCACACCAUCAGCCAUUUACGAUGGACCGCAUGAGUGAGGAAGCCCUGCGACUGAACCUACUGAAGCGUGGUCUGGAGGUGGUGGAUGAGCGUGGCCGCCCUCAGGACGAUAUCCUGCCCAAGCGCCUCAAAGUGGAGGGCCAUGAAGCCAUGGAGCGGCUCAAGAUGCUGGCCCUGCUGAAGCGCAAGGACCUGGGCAGUCUGGAGGGCAGCUCUGGGGCCCUGGGCGACCUUCGGGGCGACCUUCGGGGUGACCUUCGGGGCGACCUGAGAGGCGACCUGAGAGGCGACUUGCGGGGCAUGGCCGGCGGUAGCCACACCCCACUGGCGUACGCCACAUACGAGGAGAAGCUGAAUGGCAGCGUGAGGGCGCCGCCCACUGCCCACUCCCUGGUGACCCGUGGCGGGAAGGAGAACAUCAGCGACGAGCCCGUGGACAUGAGUGCUAAGAGGAGUGUCGUGGAUCGAGAUCGCCACACCCCGUCUCCAGACGUGAUCGUCCUGUCCGACAAUGAGGCGUCCAGCCCUAAAGGAGCGGGCAGAGAGGAGCGGGCCAAACCCGUCAACCUGGACAUGUUCAAGGGGAAGAGUGUAGCGGAGCGACAGCGGGUGAUCAAGGCCCUGAGGGAGGAGCUGAGGCUGGAGGAGGCCCGUCUUGUGCUCCUGAAGAAACUCAGACAGUCUCAGCUACAGAAGGAGAACCUCGCCCACAAGGUGUCCGUGGUGCAGAGCAGUACUUCCUCCGUGCAGCCCUCCAGCCACGCCUCCCAAGCCAGCGCCAAGCUGCCAGUCAGAGCCGGUCACACUCACCACAGUGGUGACUCGCAAAGCCUCCGUGCUGCCCAGGGUCAGAGUGUGAUCCGCUCCGCGGCCAGCACCUCUGUGCCCCAGAUGAUGAUGUCGCACCGCGUGGUUGCCCCCGAGCCCGGGCAGCUGCAGGGCCAAAGGGUGGCGGCCAAAGCAAGCAGCAUGCGCACGCCCACGGCCAGCAUCGGCAGCUCUGUCGCCUACCAGCAGGCAUCCAGUCAGCAGGUGUCGGUGUCACAGCGGUCCAGUUCCUCUUCUAUGUACAUGAACUUAGCGCACAUGCAGGCAGUAGGCGUGGCCGGAAUGGCUGGCGGGGUAGGUGUGGCUGGGGUGACGGGCGGGGUGGGCGUGGCCGGGGUGGGCUCCUCCCCGCUGGCCAGCGCUAGCUCCAGCUCUGUGGCGGAUGUGGCCAGCAGUCAGGCUGCAGCCAAGCUGGCGCUACGCAAGCAGCUGGAGAAAACGCUGCUGGAGAUCCCGCUGCCCAAGCCGCCCGCGCCCCUGCUCCACUUCCUGCCCUCCGCUGCCAACUCCGAGUUCAUCUACCUGCUUGGCUUGGAGGAGGUGGUGCAGAGCGUCCUCGACAGCCAGGGUAAGCUGCGUGGGCCAUUUGGUGGUAUGGAACCCUUUGCUUGUGCUCAGUGCAAGACUGACUUCACUCCGCACUGGAAGCAGGAGAAGGGUGGGCGCAUCCUCUGUGAGACAUGCAUGACGUCCAAUCAGAAGAAGGCCCUAAAAGCCGAGCACACCAACAGGCUGAAGAACGCCUUUGUGAAAGCUCUGCAGCAAGAGCAGGAAAUUGAGCAGAGGUUGCAGCAGCAGGCUGCCUUAUCCACCAGCCCCACGGUGUCUGCAGCCAGUGUGAACAAAGCCGAGUCCAUGAUCAGACACCACACCAUCAGACAGGCCUCUCAGACGCAGGCUGCUCCAUCCCAAGUGUCCGCGCAGCGUACUGCGCCCCCUGCUGGCUCUGGGUCGGCGCACGGCGUGCUCUCCAGCUUUGCCCAGGCCUCCCAGCUCACCCUGCCUGGCGGCAUUAUGGGAAUGAGCGGCAAACACUCGGCCUCCAGCGCCCGGGCGCAGCACGACAGCCGACACCAGCUCUACAGCAUCCCCGGAGUGAACAUUGCCUACUUGAGCCCUGGUGCUGUUGGAGGUCAUAAGUCGUCCAGCUUAGCAGACAGGCAGCGAGAGUACCUGCUGGACAUGAUCCCACCCCGCUCCAUAUCCCAGUCCAUUACUGGGCAAAAAUAAACCUCCGCCCUCACACCUGCACACACACGCACACACCCGAGUUAACAGAAACUCAUUCACACAUACUCUAUCUCUCACUCACUCACAUACACACGCGCGUGCACACACACACACACACACACACACACACACACACAGCCACUCUUCUCAAUACAAAUUUACACAUGCUUUCUCUCUCUUUCUCCCUAACUCACUUAGUGAAGUGCACGCACUUACACGCGCGUGCACGCACUUACACACGCGCGUGCACACACACACACACACACACACACACACACAGCCACUCUUCUCAAUACAAAUUUACACAUGCUUUCUCUCUCUUUCUCCCUAACUCACUUAGUGAAGUGCACGCACUUACACGCGCGUGCACGCACUUACACACGCGCGUGCACACACACACACACACACACACACACACAGCCACUCUUCUCAAUACAAAUUUACACAUGCUUUCUCUCUCUUUCUCCCUAACUCACUUAGUGAAGUGCACGCACUUACACACGCGCGUGCACGCGCACACACGCCAUCCCUAUUUCCUGUUGCAUGCAGUGCCUGUCUGUCUGCUUACAAGCUAAUCUUUCUGUGUAACACAAUCAGUGACUGUAAGUGGUGAACUCCAGUCACUCUCUGCAAGUAUGCAAACCCCCUCCACACAGCUUCACUCCAUGCUCUCCCGUCACUCCACACCGCUAUCACUCUGAACGGGGGGGUGUGGAUACGCUUUUCCUUAUGAUGUCUUUUUAAUUUCAGCAUUGAUAUUUUGGAGGUGGGUGUGGAUGUGGCUGUGUGUCUGACCGGGUGCAAAAUGUGUGGUACCAGUGUGUACAGUGAGAGAAAAACUCCAGGUAAAUGCAUUGAAACUUUUGUAAAUCUGCAUCGAAUGAAUUUAAAUGUACAACAUAAUUUUUCUUUCCCUGAAAGCAACUAUCAUUGCUUUAAAAGAAGAUGGGAUUUAAAUGAAUAUGCUUUUUAUUCUAAUAUCACUAUGUGGAGAGCUUUGGUUUCCAUGGAUACUUUUAGCUGAAACUGCAAUACCUGAUCACCGUAUCCUAAAGGUGGCUUUCCUAAGUGUUCUGGUCUGUGAAGACUCCGUGGAAACGCCAUCACUGUCAGGGCACUUCUUGUUUCCAGGGUUCUGUUUCAGCUUGGCCUGGUACGCGAGUCUUCUGAGUUGCCAGUUAUUGAUUUGUGAUGUAUUAUACACUCAGACUGCUGCCAGGCCACAUUGACCAUCUCACCCUCCUCCCUCCUAACACAUGCACGCACUUUACGCAAGCUCACGUGGACGUAUAUCGUUUAUUUUAUGGUGAUCUCCAAAUGCGUCAGUCCAGAUCAUUUUCAGAUGGAAAUACUUAGAAUGAAGUUGAUGGAAGUCCAUCUUCGACUUUACAGAAUCUGUAAGUCAGGCUGUUACUUUUGAUGGUAAGUAUUUUGAAUCAUAAAGGUGCGGAUUGCCGGAUUUUCUUCUUUUCAUCACGUAGUCUAAUGAACAGAGGAAUGUCCUACGUACUGCCCCUUUAAGAAAACAGUGCAAUAUUGUGAGGCACAGGGAUGAAGUAAUUUUUUAUUUAUUUGACUGAAAUGUAAUCCGUUCUUUUGGCCCUGUACCAUAAUGGGAGAAUGCCUCUUUCUGUGUUCUCUCUUAAACAGAUAUCUUGGCUUAAUCUUCUUUUGUGAAGAAUGUACAGUAUACAGUGGUAUGUUCCCAAAAGCCUUGCCUUUUUUAUUUCAUUAUACAACAUGACCCAAGGUGCAUUUGUUGACUGAAAGAAAAAAAAAAAAAACUUCAUAUCUGUAAAGCUGAUUUUUAAAAAGCAUUUCUUAUGAAAUACAUGUAAAAACUUUCUGCUAGAAGUUUGUCAUUUUGUGAGUAAUGCCCUCCUGUAUCUUACUUUACUUGGAAACUUGUCAAGGUUUUAUGAAUAUUAAACUUAUAACAAGUAUUAAAAAUACUUAUUUGCAUGGACAGACAUAUUGUUAAUAAUGUAUUGUAAAUAUGCCUCUUUAGCCUUCAGGGCACAAAACGUGAAAUCAACACAUUUGUACAUUGUAUAAAAAAAACAUUCAAAAAACAAAAGCCAUUGAUAUUGUGAGUGUCAUUUUGUCAUGUGAUCCCUGUGUAGUACUACACAAAAUGUAUGAGGUUAUCGUUUUCUUUUGAUUCAUUCUCAAAUAUACUUUCAUCUCCACUGUAUUGGUUGUACUAUGUGCUGUGUGCUUCAUCCACCUGGGUCCCUUUGUUAUUAAACUAUUGGAAGAUUUACAUGUCCACAAUAUUUCACUUAACUGUCUGUGUUGAAGUUGAUGCUUUUAAGUUAUUACACCACCGUUUGUACAUUUAAUUUGUUGUACAUUGGUUAAAAAAAAAAAUUGGGGGAGGGGGGGAUCUCUCGGAACAGCUCGAAUAUUCUGCUGUCUUUGGCAAGCAAAGAUGCUCUUGGUACUUUCAUGUUUGUCCUGGAAAAUGACGGCCUGUGCUCCACCCAGGCUGAGAACUUCUACUCUUCAAGUCCUUUUGUAUCAUUUGUUGUCGCAAAAGCAACGUGCCAUGUUUUCUGUGGAUGGAUGAGCUGAAUGGGAGAAGUGAGCAGAGGCAUGAAUACAGACUUGUUUUCUUGCGGGACAAAUGUUGCGCCAUAUAAUUUCAGUAAAUAAACUUACAAUAAAGAAUAAAGGAAGUACAUCAGC
Molecule: messenger RNA, 4984 nt
Organism: Electrophorus electricus (electric eel)
Lineage: Eukaryota; Metazoa; Chordata; Actinopteri; Gymnotiformes; Gymnotidae
Product: transcriptional repressor p66-beta-like
Biological process (GO): negative regulation of transcription by RNA polymerase II
Cellular component (GO): NuRD complex
Molecular function (GO): sequence-specific DNA binding
Source: RefSeq, a predicted model, not a curated record